This is a messenger RNA of Coffea arabica (coffee), 595 nucleotides long. The record is from RefSeq and is a predicted model, not a curated record. NCBI's taxonomy places the organism in Eukaryota, Viridiplantae, Streptophyta, Magnoliopsida, Gentianales, Rubiaceae.
AACAAUUAUUGUCUCUCAAUCACACCUUCAAGCUUAGUACUUUUAUCAAUUAUUGGGUUUAUUACCUUGAUCUUGAUCCGGGUUUUAUACAUUAUACAUCGGAGCAGCCAACCUCGUAGUGCCUCGUCACAGCAAACCCCUCAGCACCCUCAUUGUUCUGGGUUCGGGUGGUCAUACAGCGGAGAUGAUUAAUUUGUUGAACGUGCUUCAGAAAAAUAGUUUUACGCCUAGGUAUUAUAUUGCCGCUGCGACUGAUAACAUGAGCCUUCAAAAGGCACAAGUUCUUGAAAGCUCUUGGCUCAAUGAGGGAGGAGUUGAAGAGGUUGGAUCUGCUAAAUUCAUGCAGAUAUACCGAAGUCGAGACGUCGGUCAAUCAUAUAUAACCUCUGUUGGAACCACCUUAAUCGCUUUGGCUCAUGCAUUGUGGCUAAUGAUAAAGAUUAGACCUCAUGUGAUUUUGUGCAAUGGACCUGGAACUUGUAUACCUCUUUGCGCAAUUGCUUUCAUCUUCAAGAUUCUUGGAAUUAGAUGGUCAUAUAUAUUCUAUGUUGAAAGCAUUGCAAGAGUGAGGAGGCUUUCUUUAAGCGCACUCUAA